Molecule: messenger RNA, 1632 nt
Organism: Penicillium brasilianum
Lineage: Eukaryota; Fungi; Ascomycota; Eurotiomycetes; Eurotiales; Aspergillaceae
Source: the annotation of a GenBank genome assembly
AUGACCGUCAAUCUAGACAAGCUCCCAAAAUUCGCACAAAAGCCCCGCAUUUUCAUUUUGACAGACGUCUUGGGUGAGCCUGGUGAUUCACAAUCUCUCGUUCGAUAUCUACUAUAUUCCAAUGAGUUCAAUACUCGCGGUAUAUGCGCGACGACAUCUACCAAGUUGCGCUCCAGCACUCAUCCAGAGGAACUCCGUCGCAUCAUCACGGCAUAUGGCGAGGUUGUCGACAACCUGAAUAAACACGUGCACCCGAGCUGUCAAUACCCAUCCGCCGCUUCUCUUCUCUCUCUAGUUACAUCGGGACCAAAAAUCUACGGCAAAAAGGCCCUCAAAGAACCCCAUAGCGAAGGCGCACAACGUCUCCUAGCUGCCCUCCAAGAAUCGGAGGAAUCACUCUACAUCUCCGUCUGGGGUGGUGUGAAUACACUCGCUCAAGCACUCAAGCACCUCGCCGAGACAUCUUCCCCCAACUUGGCUGCCAGAGAGCGGGCAAAGCUCCGCGUCUACUCCAAUUCUGAUCAAGAUGACACCGGUGCAUGGAUCCGCGCUAAGUAUCCUGAUGUGUUCUACAUUGUGUCUGUGCAAGGUUGGAACCAAUAUGGCCAGGGUAGCUGGCUAGGCAUGAAUACCAGUGCUGGCGAAGGGGUGGAUUCUACGAAGGUGCUUAACCCAUGGUUGAAUGAGCAUAUCCGGGUUGGGAAGUUCGGGUCCAAGACAUAUCCCGAGGUGGAGUUUGGCAUGGAGGGUGAUACGCCAUCUUUUCUGUGGCUGAUUCAGAAUGGGCUGAGCUACCGGGAUUUUAUAGAUUGGGGUGGCUGGGGGGGCAGAUACGUUCGGCCGCAGGGUGAGGCUGACUGGGAAGAUGGCAUUGAUGGGAAUCAUUUCCAUGAUGCCCAGGACUUUGGUGUUAUCGGAGUUGAUGGGAAAAUUUAUACGGGUCACAAGGAGACCAUUUGGCGAUGGAGGGAUGCCGUUCAAGACGAUUUUGCAGCUCGAAUGCUCUGGACUCUUACGGACAACUUCGAAGAGGCCGGCCAUCCGCCGGUAGUCGAUGUCAAUGGAAGCACUGGCACGGAUCCUUUGAUUCUUGAGGUCAAGCCCGGAGAAACGCAGAUUCUCGCCGCGAGUGGCACGUAUAGUGCAGACAGUUCCACUGCGGAUGAACAUCUGGGAUACACCUGGAUACUCUACGGCGACGUCAACGGCUUCCACUCCUUCGGCAUGGGCCCGGAGGUUCAACUUGAAGCCCUUGACGGCGUUGUAUCAGACACCAAAGGAGGCGAUACUGCAGGAUUUCCCACACACACACGAGCACAAAAGGUUAAGGUUAUGGUGCCACAGCUUGAGAAACAUCCUCAGACGGGUCUUGUCACUCCAGACUUUCAUAUCUUGUUGGAAGUGACCAACAGGGCAGGCAUUUAUCCCAUUCGGCGAUAUAAGAGAAUCAUCUUCUCUUACAUCCGAGAAGAUAAACCGGCGUCUCUCAAAAAGAUACCGGAGAGUGCCAGUGACGCAUAUCAGAUGUAUGGGAAUAUCGAUGCCGCGAGGCCGAGGGUGGACUACUCACAACCGCUCAAUUACACACCCUGCAAUUGGUGGGGAGGGAGGCCAAAGGAGACAAAGAAAUAG